CUAGGUGUCCAAAUAUGUUCAUUUAUCAUCUGGAUUGGAUUAAGCAUAGCUAUGAUUGUAAUGGGUGCUGUAUAUAAAGACAAAUGCCCCAUCCAGCCCUACAUACCUAUCUUUCUGAUGGUGACAGGAGCCACACACUUAGCAGCUUUUCUUAUAUUGCUUGUCAGAUCUGUAUUUGAGACCUGCAGCAUGAUUCUAGAAGGUCUGAUAGGAACAUUCAGCUUUGCUUGGUUUAUAACAGGUAGUGUCUGGGUCUUUAAGAUAUACAAAGAAUAUGAAGGACAAUGUGACAAGGAUCUUUAUUUAUUUGCUUUUGGAAUCCUGCUAUGUGAAUAUGUGCUGAUCGGAUUAGCCCUGCUUUGUCCAUGUUUCUGCGGUACUCCUAGAGCAUAUUUUUAUGAGAGG
Molecule: messenger RNA, 405 nt
Organism: Staurois parvus
Lineage: Eukaryota; Metazoa; Chordata; Amphibia; Anura; Ranidae
Source: the annotation of a GenBank genome assembly